Molecule: messenger RNA, 303 nt
Organism: Cyclocybe aegerita
Lineage: Eukaryota; Fungi; Basidiomycota; Agaricomycetes; Agaricales; Hemipholiotaceae
Source: the annotation of a GenBank genome assembly
UGAAACCGACCGCCGUCCUCAACGCUCUCAAUCGGAUUGUAAUGUCAAUCUGGAAAAAGAGCCCCGCUGACAGAGCCUUCGCCGAACAACGCAUCCGUCGCCAUUAUGAAUUGUUUAACCUCGAAGCUCGAGGCGCUGAGGUUGCAGAAGUCAGGCCGACCCCUUGGCACGGAGAAGGCGGACGUAGCGGCGACAACAACACCGGCCACCUCACCGUCGUCUUCCAAGACGCAAACGGCAACCACAUCACCACCCAUCACGUCUACAGGGAGGAUACCCACUACGCAGAGGGUCAAUACUAGC